Molecule: messenger RNA, 1294 nt
Organism: Rosa chinensis
Lineage: Eukaryota; Viridiplantae; Streptophyta; Magnoliopsida; Rosales; Rosaceae
Product: RNA-binding protein 1
Exons: 3
Coding region: 47-1057 (336 amino acids)
Molecular function (GO): RNA binding
Source: RefSeq, a predicted model, not a curated record
GUCCUGCAACGCUUCAGGCUUCGCUUUCUGGGUUGUAAUUCGUCCAAUGGACUCUGAUCAAGCGAAGCUCUUCGUCGGUGGUUUUUCCAAGGACACCACCGAAGCCACAUUGAAAGAACACUUCGGCCAAUACGGCGUCGUUUCGGGCUCGACGGUUACCAAGGACCGCGUCACAAGCAGUUCUCGAGGGUUUGGCUUCGUCUGGUUCUCUGAUCCGUCUUCCGCUGAUAAAGCCCUAGAAGACUCGCAUGUCAUUCUCGGAAGAAAGGUAGAUGUGAAGAAAGCAAAGCCCAGAAGAGCCUGGGCAUACCCCAUCCCCAACCCCAAAAACCAAGAACCACUGCCACCGCAACAACUGCAAAGUAGUAGUUUUGAGAGUGGCAGUAAUUUUAGAACAAGGAAGAUUUUUGUCGGGGGAUUGUCGCCGAGUGUAACUGAGUUGGAGUUUAAGAAUUACUUUGAGAAGUUUGGUAGGGUAACUGAUGUAGUGGUGAUGAUGGACAGCGCAACUCACCGCCCUCGGGGCUUUGGUUUUAUCACUUUUGAUUCAGAGGAGUCGGUUGAGAAUGUAAUGCAGAAGAACUUUCAUGAGUUGAAUGGUAAGUUUGUGGAGGUCAAGAGGGCUGUGCCGAGGGAGGAGAGUUACAGCAACAAUGAGAGGGGUUAUCAGCCGGGCAGUAAUCGUCCUCGAUAUACUGGUAGUCCUACUACAUAUGGAGUUCUUCCUACUCCUGCACCUUAUAAUGGUUUCGGAGGGUUUACUGGUGGAACAGGUGUUUAUGGCGGUUGGUACCCAUCGGGUGGAUACGCUGGGGUUCCUUAUGGCAUUACCCCAAUUGUUCCUCAGGCGUGGGUGUUUCCAUACGGCAACACUUUUUAUCCUGCCUACAUGAGUGGCGGGGGAUGGGUGGCGGCUGCUGCUGGUGGGCAUAACUUGUAUAACAGAGUGUCCGAGCCAGCUGUGAAUCGGCGUGGUUUUGUCAUUGAGCAUGCACCAGCGGAUGUGAAGUCGUCUGGGAUUGAAGGGGAGAAACUUGAUGUUGAUGGUGCUGCUUGACGGGGAAAAUCAACUGGGUCUCGACAGAUGACUUUAGCCUAACCAUUUUAUCCGUACAGGAUGACCUUUUGUAAUAUAAUUGCAUUCACGGUUCAGACAGUUGACUUUGGAGCUUAAGCAUUUGCAGGAUUGAUUUAAUCUGUAAAAACGAUUAGUCUUAUUUGGGAAUUGUUUUUCAAUCUGCGUUGAAAAUGUAGAUAGUUUUUCCUUUUGUUGUUAGAAACUCUUUUUCUUUAA